ACCUCGAGCGAACGAACGGGGCCGUUUCUUUUGUGCGGAGGCCUCGAGGGGGGUCGGGGCCGCGGUCCUGUCCCUGGGAGAUGGUGCAGCCCAUCCUGGGCCAUGGGAGCCUGCAGCCCGCCUCGGCAGCUGGCCUGGCGUCUCUGGAGCUCGACUCUUCGCUGGAUCAGUACGUGCAGAUUCGCAUCUUCAAAAUCAUCGUGAUCGGGGACUCCAACGUGGGCAAGACCUGCCUGACCUUCCGCUUCUGCGGGGGCACCUUUCUGGACAAAACUGAAGCCACCAUCGGCGUGGACUUCAGGGAGAAGACCGUGGAAAUCGAGGGCGAGAAGAUCAAGGGCAGGCCAGAGAGAGAAAAGACAGAGGAGCAGCUAAAGCUGAGUUGACAGAAUCCAGAAGGGAAGAGAGAGGCCAGGAGAGGC
Molecule: messenger RNA, 422 nt
Organism: Choloepus didactylus (southern two-toed sloth)
Lineage: Eukaryota; Metazoa; Chordata; Mammalia; Pilosa; Megalonychidae
Gene: RAB33A
Product: RAB33A, member RAS oncogene family
Exons: 2
Coding region: 81-386 (101 amino acids)
Cellular component (GO): Golgi apparatus; endosome
Molecular function (GO): GTP binding; GTPase activity
Source: RefSeq, a predicted model, not a curated record